GUGGAUUUUUCGGGUUGUCACAUUGACUUCCUUCGGCCAUUUUCGCUCUUUUCCAUUCAUUCCCCGUGGAAACGUGGAUUGUGUUCGCGAAUUACUGCGAAAAGAUUCUCUAAAAAGAUGCCUCCAAGGAAGAAUAAAACCCAGAAAGAAGAGGUCCAGGUGUCCCUGGGUCCUCAGGUGCAGGAGGGAGAAAUGGUAUUUGGCGUAGCGCACAUUUAUGCCAGUUUCAAUGACACCUUCGUCCAUGUGACGGAUCUGUCCGGCAGGGAAACAAUUGCCCGUGUCACUGGAGGGAUGAAGGUGAAGGCUGAUCGUGAUGAAGCCUCCCCCUAUGCUGCUAUGUUGGCUGCCCAAGAUGUUGCUGAGAAGUGCAAGACACUCGGAAUCACGGCGCUGCACAUCAAACUCCGAGCAACCGGAGGCAACAAGACAAAGACCCCCGGUCCAGGUGCUCAGUCAGCUCUUCGGGCACUUGCUCGUUCCUCCAUGAAGAUCGGUCGUAUUGAGGAUGUGACACCAAUUCCAUCGGACUCCACGCGCAGGAAGGGAGGUCGCCGUGGUCGUAGAUUGUAAACAAUCCCAGCCUCAGGGCUUGUCCUCCGGCUCCACAAGAAUUAAUAAAGUCGAUGAGUUGGUAAGGAA
Molecule: messenger RNA, 642 nt
Organism: Phlebotomus papatasi
Lineage: Eukaryota; Metazoa; Arthropoda; Insecta; Diptera; Psychodidae
Product: 40S ribosomal protein S14
Exons: 2
Coding region: 118-573 (151 amino acids)
Biological process (GO): maturation of SSU-rRNA from tricistronic rRNA transcript (SSU-rRNA, 5.8S rRNA, LSU-rRNA); ribosomal small subunit assembly; translation
Cellular component (GO): ribosome; cytosolic small ribosomal subunit
Molecular function (GO): small ribosomal subunit rRNA binding; structural constituent of ribosome; mRNA 5'-UTR binding
Source: RefSeq, a predicted model, not a curated record